Molecule: messenger RNA, 906 nt
Organism: Lodderomyces parapsilosis
Lineage: Eukaryota; Fungi; Ascomycota; Pichiomycetes; Serinales; Debaryomycetaceae
Gene: SEC13
Product: GTPase-activating protein
Exons: 1
Coding region: 1-906 (301 amino acids)
Biological process (GO): positive regulation of TOR signaling; protein import into nucleus; COPII-coated vesicle budding
Cellular component (GO): COPII vesicle coat; nuclear pore outer ring
Molecular function (GO): structural molecule activity; protein binding
Source: RefSeq, a predicted model, not a curated record
AUGGUGACAAUUGGCAAUGCGCAUGAGGAUUUAAUACAUGAUGCCGUAUUAGAUUACUAUGGCAAACGAUUGGCUACUUGUUCAUCCGAUAAAACGAUAAAGAUUUUUGAUAUUGAUGGCACUGACAACUACAAAUUAAUCACAACUUUAGUUGGACACGAGGGCCCCGUUUGGCAAGUUGCUUGGGCUCAUCCUAAAUUUGGCUCGAUUUUAGCCUCGUGCUCCUACGAUGGUAAAGCUUUGAUUUGGAAAGAGCAACCAGAAACGCAACAAUGGUCAAUAAUUGCUGAACAUACUAUACAUCAAGCCAGUGUCAAUUCAGUAAGCUGGGCUCCGCAUGAAUUGGGAGCGGUAUUGUUGUGUUCAUCAUCCGAUGGCAAAGUAUCUGUAGUUGAUUUCAAUGAUGAUGGAACUACUUCACAUGUCAUUUUCGAUGCACAUGCAAUUGGAGUCAAUUCAGCAUCCUGGGCGCCAAUCACCACAUUGUCAUCGACAUCAAAAGAUGCCGCUAGCUUGAAACAACAACGUCGGUUUGUUACAUGCGGAUCGGAUAAUUUGACCAAGAUUUGGAAAUAUGAUCCAAAUACUAACAAUUAUAUUGAAGAGGCGAAAUUGGAAGGACAUACUGAUUGGGUUAGGGAUGUAGCUUGGUCACCAUCGAAUGUUAUUCGUCCGUAUAUUGCUACUGCAUCUCAAGAUCGUACUGUAUUGAUUUGGACGCAGGACAAGGACGGCAAGUGGCAAAAGCAGCCAUUGACGGAUGAAAAAUUCCUCGAUGUGUGUUGGAGAUGUUCAUGGUCGUUAUCAGGAAACAUCUUGGCGGUUUCUGGCGGUGACAAUAAGGUGACUUUAUGGAAAGAGAACUUAAAGGGUAAAUGGGAACCAGCUGGAGAAGUGGAACAAUAA